AUGUCUGCCGAAUACAAGGGACAAGAUCCAAUCGACAUUGCAAAGCAAGCCGAGCGCGACCUCAACACACAACAAGCUAAGGGCAAUGUUAAGGACCAGAGCAGCAACCUGAGCGACAGUGCACGCGAAUCCGGUGUCAAUGAGGAUGUAAUCAGCAAGUUCCCCGGCAGCACAGUACAGAUCGGCGGCCAGGGCGCCGGCGACAACCGCCAGAUCCCACUCGAGGAGGGCGGCAGCAUCAACCCAGGCACCGGCAAGCCCACGAAAGCCGGCGACUUCGAGGGUGUAGGUGGCCCAGAGGACAAGGCUCGCAUCUAUGCGGACCAGAACGGUGGUGACGAUGCGAUUCGCGGAAACAUCAGACAAGGUGGAGAGACCAUCCGCCCUGGAGGUGGUGAUUCGAAUGCCAGCCAAGGAGGCACCGGUGGCAGGACAGCAUAG
This is a messenger RNA of Fulvia fulva, 441 nucleotides long. RefSeq lists its product as uncharacterized. The transcript is spliced from 2 exons. Lineage: Eukaryota; Fungi; Ascomycota; Dothideomycetes; Mycosphaerellales; Mycosphaerellaceae. Bases 1 to 441 code for a protein of 146 amino acids. The record is from RefSeq and is a predicted model, not a curated record.